ACCAGCCAAGGUAGAGGUGCAGAAAAAAAAAUGAAACAUCUGCAGUCAAAGAGUCAGGAAAUGUAAAAAGAAAAAACGUGUUAUGUAAAUCAGCUGUAUUUGCAAACUAAGAGUCUCUUUGUAUUUGGUUAUUUGAAACUUUGUUUGAAAAAAUUCAUGGAACUAUGUAAAUCUCUACAGUAUGUUCCUGCUGUGUGUGUUUUAAUAUAAAAUCCUCCCAGACCUUCACUGUGUUCAGACACAAACAUCAGCCGUGGUGUUUCCAUCCCAGAGUUUCCCUCUAAAGUCCAGAAAAGCAUCAUGAUGGAGAAGAUCCUGCUGCUUGUCUUGGUUUUCUCAGAAGUCUUCAUCCUCUCCUCCUGCCUCCUCAUCCGUCAGUACCACAUUGUUAAUCAACCUUUGGACUGGACUGAAGCUCAGACCUACUGCAGAGAGAAAUACACAGAUCUGGCCACCGUUGAAAACUCUGAUGAAAUGAACCAACUCAUAAACACCAUUUCAUCUGCUGGUUACAAAGAUAACUUAUGGAUCGGUCUGUACAAUGAAAUCAACUAUAGAUGGUCUGAUGGGUUCAUUGGAAGCUACACAGGCAACACCUACAGCUACGGGACUUCACAAGAUUCAUUUCAUUAUCGUAGUCAUCAGAUCUGUAUGCGUGUAUACUGGAAUAACCAGAAUCGCUUUUUGUACGACUCAAGCUGCAGUUCAUUAUAUCCUUUUGUGUGCAACAAUGGAACCCAUCAGAAUCCUCAAUAUGUUUUUGUGAAUGAAAGUGUGAACUGGUCCAGCGCUCAGAGAUCCUGCAGACAGAACUUCACAGACCUGGCCACAGUGAAGACCAGCACAGACUGGACAGCGAUUUCCAGUGUGAUGCCUGUUAAUCAGGACCUUUGGAUCGGUGUUUACAGAGAUUCAAAUAUUUCCUGGUCUGAUGGGAGCCUUUUGUCUUUCUACCCAGCUUCAUUAAAUUUUUAUAUUCAGCCUGGCGUAAUCAGUGCCAGAUGUGGUUUUCAAAAUGGGCUAAACAGAAUUUACUGGUAUUUUUAUCCUUGUGAAACCAAAUACCCAUUUAUCUGCCAUGGUCCUAAAGUAAUCAAAUACAAGCGUGUGGUGAAGCUGAGACUGAAGACGGAAAACUCUGCAGAUCUGAACGAUGCUGCUGUUAAAGCAAAGUUGCUGGAAGAGCUUCAGAAGAAACUGGAGGAGAACGGAGUGAAUGGAGUGAAGGUGAAGUGGAAACAGCAGACUGAUGGAAAAGUCUUCAACAAGGAGGAGAAAAAGAAGACUGAGCUCUGAAAAAUAAACCAUUUAUUAAAAUAAACACUUCACUUUUCCUAAAACUAAUACAAUAUUUGUGAAUUUGAUGAUAUUUUUGAAAAAGUUAAAGAAUUUCUUCAUUAAGUUUUGAGUCAAAAGUUUCAUGUUCUUUUGCAGGUUUAAACAAUUUUAACUUAAAAUAAUGUAAUAAUAAUAAAUUGGAUUUAUCUGCGCUUUUCCGGACGCGCAAAGUGCUUACAGUGUGUUCAU
Oryzias latipes (Japanese medaka) is the source of this 1527-nucleotide messenger RNA. RefSeq names its product putative C-type lectin domain family 20 member A. NCBI's taxonomy places the organism in Eukaryota, Metazoa, Chordata, Actinopteri, Beloniformes, Adrianichthyidae. The record is from RefSeq and is a predicted model, not a curated record.